Molecule: messenger RNA, 1047 nt
Organism: Exophiala spinifera
Lineage: Eukaryota; Fungi; Ascomycota; Eurotiomycetes; Chaetothyriales; Herpotrichiellaceae
Exons: 1
Coding region: 1-1047 (348 amino acids)
Source: RefSeq, a predicted model, not a curated record
AUGCCCGAGUCCAACUCAGGUCCGUCAGAUUAUGGACCUUCUCGGCCCGACGUACCCAAGGGCAAAGGAAGAGCCCCAAGCAUGGGUGGCAAUUCUCUUUCUGUUUCGGAAGAGAGAAUCCUUGAUGCUCUGAGUAGGCUGCUCCGCACAACGGAGAUGCAGAACAUGAUGACUACAAUUACUGAGGAGGUGAACAAUUUGGUCCAGGUGGCGGCAAGAAAUGAGAUUGCUGAAGUGGUCAACAAUGCUCUUCAAGAGACCCGACAUGCACUUAUGCAGGAGGUGAACGAUUCAAUCCAGGUGGCAAGGAAUGGGAUUACUCAAGAGAUGAGGGACGCACUUGGGGAGACAAGAAAUGCACUUACUCAGGACAUCAACCAUUCAAUCCAGGAGACAAGAAAUGCAAUCACGCAGGAGGUGAACGAUUCAAUCCAGGCGGCAAGAGAUGAGGUUACUCAAGAGAUCAACAAUGCAGUUCGGGAAACAAGAAAUGAACUUACUCAGGAGAUGAACAAUUCGAUCCGCGUGGCAAGAAACGGGAUCACUGAGGAGAUCAACAACUCAAUCCAGGAGGCAAGAGCUGCAACUACCAAUUCGAUCCAGGAGACCCGAGCCACAAUCACUGAAGGAAUGAACAAUUCGCUCCGAGAAACAGAAAAUACCAUUACUCAAGCGAUGAACAACUCACUCCGAAGGACUGAAAAUACUAUUACUCAAGCGAUGACCGAUUCACUCCGAGGAACGAGAACUACAAUUACUGAAGACAUAGUGACCGCCUUCAACAACCGGGAAGAUGGGGUUGAGAACCAUCUCACACAAUGUAUAGAUCAGUCGACUGAAAAUAUCAAUGACAUAAUAGCCGAUCUUGAGGGGCGAGGGCACAAUCUAGCACGCUUCGAGAUCCAAGCGAGAAGAAUGUGUGAUCUUUUGGGUACAGCAAGGCAUAUGUACAUUUAUUGGAGAAGCAAAGAAGACGGGGCGAGGGACCGGAUUAGACUUGGAAAUAAUGCCAAUCGAAUGCGUCGGCCAAAUGGUCAAAGAGACUAG